Branchiostoma floridae (Florida lancelet) is the source of this 1749-nucleotide messenger RNA. RefSeq names its product carbohydrate sulfotransferase 3-like. The transcript is spliced from 2 exons. Bases 198 to 1409 code for a protein of 403 amino acids. The record is from RefSeq and is a predicted model, not a curated record. NCBI's taxonomy places the organism in Eukaryota, Metazoa, Chordata, Leptocardii, Amphioxiformes, Branchiostomatidae. Gene Ontology annotation, biological process: sulfur compound metabolic process; N-acetylglucosamine metabolic process. Gene Ontology annotation, molecular function: N-acetylglucosamine 6-O-sulfotransferase activity.
GGUUUUCUGGCGAUGACGUACUUCCGGUGCUGACAUAUCCACUUGCUUCCUGUUGACCUAAUUCACAAAUACCUGUUAACAAAGCUAUAGAAAUAUGAAUCCACGGUAGAAGAUACUCUAACUACCAUCUACCAACAAAGAACAACUGAAUUCUUGCUGAAAUACUCGCAAUGCAUGUACUCCCAUAAGGCAUAAAUAUGACAAGAAAGUCGCUAUUUCGGAAUCCUAGAACACUGUUACUUGCCAUUCUUCUGGUUGCAUCUUCGGGUUACUUGUACUUUUCGCUGACUCUCUCAUGCCUGGCAUCGGAGCAAAAUAAGAUACGAGAUUUGCCUGAACUUGUAGUAAGUCAACCCUUGGAAAAGAAGAAAUCAGUAACACCAGCGCCUCUAGCAAUUCGCAAGCGAACUGCAGUCAUAAUCAUAGCUCCAAUGCGAAGUGGCUCAACGUUCGUUGGCGAACUAUUCAACCAACAUCCCAACGCCUUUUACGUCUUCGAACCAUUCUGGGCCCUUGAGAAUUAUGCAAACAAGACUUACGACAUCACUACGGAAACGAAACUCACAUUCCUGGAGGGAAUAUCGUCAUGCAAAUUCCAGGGAAUUCAGGGUGUUAUGAGGUUCUAUCUUACUACUAAAGGCAUGGGGGUUUACAAAACAUGUAAAGCGAUAGAAAGUAUGUGUGCUCGAUACAGAAACCAAACGAAGGGAAAGAUCACACUAGCACAAAGAUGUCCUGUGCCACCUUCAUCGCUACCAAGUGUUCUAAGAUCAACUUGCGAGGCAAAACAAUUCACCGCCAUCAAGACGAUACGUUUGGACGACCUGACGAUUCUACAACCUCUCACCCUUGUCGAUGACCUUGACUUCAAGGUUAUACAGCUUGUUAGAGACCCAAGGGCUGUCAUCUCCUCAAGAAUCGCGCUGGGUAGGAAAAACAUUUCCCUCCUGUCAUCUUUAAACACCAAAGUCGACAAGAAGGAAGUACGUCAACUCUGUGACCGAAUGGUAAGAAAUGCACAACCCUACAAAGACAACGCUAGCUGGCUACGCGAACGAUACGCUUUAGUUCGCUACGAGGACGUUGGACUAAAACCUCUGGAUAUGAUGCAGAAAUUUUACAAUUUCAUCGGCGUUACUCCAAAUAAAAACGUCACUGAUUGGAUCAAAACACACACCAAGACAGCCAAAAGGAAGAAAGAUAGGAACGAUCCAUUUGGAACUAUCAAAGACCCACUUCAGGCUUGUAACCAAUGGAGAACAAGACUCACAUUCGAUGAAGCCAAAGUGAUACAGUCGGAGUGUAAAGAGGCGAUGACCAUAUUUGGCUACGAAUAUGUCACUUCCGCCAAGCAGAUGAGAAACAAAUCUGUGGAUCUUUACGAUACGAGAGCGCCUAUAGUGCUCUGAUUUCCAUUGUUUAUAUUAGCUUGGUAACCAUUCUAUCGGGAGGUCCGUGGUAGCUCUACGGUGCUGGCCAUGGUUGCGUUGCCCGCCCACCCAGUUUAUUAGUACAAGCCGGUGAAUUUUCACGGGGUUGUUUUCAAUUAGUUAGCUUUAUACCCAAUGAAUAAUAACAAAAGUCCGACUCAAAAGAUAGGUUGUCAUAAAAAAGGACAUUGCUUAGUUAGUAGGGCUUGUGCCUGUAUGGAAUGGUUACCAGGCAAGCACAUGUAUUCUUGAGGCUGUAUAUUUAUUGAAAGACAUUACAACAUUAGAUCAACUUUCGAUAUUCAACCAUUUAAAAGGA